Molecule: messenger RNA, 2853 nt
Organism: Apis dorsata (giant honeybee)
Lineage: Eukaryota; Metazoa; Arthropoda; Insecta; Hymenoptera; Apidae
Gene: Nup54
Product: nuclear pore complex protein Nup54
Exons: 5
Coding region: 175-2043 (622 amino acids)
Biological process (GO): protein localization to nuclear inner membrane; nuclear pore organization; NLS-bearing protein import into nucleus
Cellular component (GO): nuclear pore central transport channel; nuclear pore
Molecular function (GO): structural constituent of nuclear pore
Source: RefSeq, a predicted model, not a curated record
UUAAAUGAAUUUAAAUAGUUAGAAUUGUCACGUGAUAAGCAGUCAGCAUAGAAACGGAAAUUUGUGGCGCAUGUCAGCCGCCAUAUUCGUUAUACUUUCGCUUAUACAAAAUCAGAAGGCGCGCGCGGUAAAUCGUGUUAUUGUAAUACAUUAAUUUUAGUUUUAAUUUGAGAAAUGUCAUUUAGUACUGGAUUCGGAGGAACAACUUCGACACCUGCUCCUGCAUUUAGCUUUGGUGUUACAGCUUCUACUACGGCGACACCAGUGAAACCGGCAGGAUUUGGAACUUCAUCUUUUGCAUUUAAUACACCAUCAACCUCAGCACCCAGUCUGUUUGGUUCUUCUUCGACUCCAGCAGCAGGAGGAUUUGGAAGUGGUGCUACUUUUGGAUCACCAGCAGCCACUGGUUUUGGUAAUACAUCAACAAGUGGUUUUGCUUCUGCACCUACAUUUGGUGCCACUUCUACCACUGCUUUUGGAACUACUCCAGUAUUUGGUAGUACACCUGCUUCAUCAGGCACUGCAUUUGGAACUACUUCCACUUUUGGUACCACACCAGCCUCCAGCUCUGGCUUUGGUACAUUUAGUGCCAAUACAACAUCUUCUUUAAGCUUUGGUGGUUUCAGUGCAUUUGGAACUACAACAACCACAUCAGCACCUUCCUUUUUUAAAGGAUUUGGUACUACAAAUACAGCUCCAACUUUUGGUACAUCUACAGCUUUUGGUGCUUUUGGUACAAAGCCAGCAACUACAACAUCUACUGGUUUUGGUGGUUUUGGAACAGGCACAGGAUUUACUGGUUUUGGAUCUGGUUUAUCGCAAACACAGCCCCAGUUUCAACAGCAACAACAACAACAACAAACUGCUAAUACUUUAUCCGAAGCAUUAUACAAUGCUGUAUUUAAUUGUCAAUUGUAUAAUGAUGAACGUGACAAUAUUAUUGCAAGAUGGAAUCUUAUACAAGCUUUGUGGGGCACUGGAAAAGCUUAUUAUUACAUGAAUGCACCACCUAUUGAACUUAAUCAAGAAAAUCCACUAUGUAGAUUUAAAGCCAUUGGAUAUAGUCGAAUGCCUGAAGCUGACAAUAAUGAUGGUCUUGUUGUACUUUGUUUUAACAAGAAAAAAAAAGAUGUCAAAGAGGGAGAAGUACAAUUGAUCAGUUUUAUGAAUAAUAUUUUGGGAAAUAAACCCAAUUUAACGCUUACAAUAGACAAUAUUAAAUCAACUGGAGAAGAUAAAAGUCAAGUGACCAUUUUUGUCACUGAGAAGGGAAUUACAGGAGCUCCAAGAAAGAUUCCUGCUAAUGAAUUAGUUACAUAUUUAUCACAACCAAUGCAAAAGCAACAAUUAAUGCAAAAUGGUGUAGAAGAUAUAUUACCUUUAGUCAAAUUAGAUCCAGCACAACUUAAAGAAUAUUUAGAUAAUCCACCUUGUUCUAUUGAUUUACGAUUGUGGAAACAAGCUCAAUUAGAUAAUCCUAAUCCAGAGCUUUAUAUACCUGUGCCAAUGAUUGGUUUUCAACAAGUUAAGCACAGACUAAAAUGUCAAGAAGAAGAAACAACAAGACAUAGAAAUUUUCUAGAUAUGGCAGCUGAAGAAAUACAAAGAUUACAAAGACAACAUAUGGCAAUACAAGCUAGACUAAAAGAACAUCGAAGAACAUUAUUAGAACUUCAACAUAGAGUAUUACAAGUACUUGUACGUCAAGAAAUUACACGUAAAGUUGGAUUAUCUUUACAACCUGAAGAAGAAGUUCUAACGCGUAGGUUCGAAGCCAUGCAUUCUCAAGUUAGCGCUCCAACUCAAUUCAAAGGUAGAAUUAGUGAAAUGCUUUCUCAAUUAAGAAUGAGAAAUCAUAUAGACACUCACAACCAAGAAAGGUAUGCAAUGGAUCCUAUAGCUCAAGACGAUAUAAAAACGUAUUUAACAAUGGAACAACAUGGUAUGGCACAACUUAUAGCAACAAUAAAUUCUGAUUUGGAAAGUUUGAAAAUUAUUAAAGACGGAAUGUCUGAAAUUCUAAUGAGUCAUAAUAUAUCGUGAGAGUUAUAUUUAAUAUUACAAAUUGUUUGUGUAUUUUUAUGAACAUAAUUGGAGUGAUAAUUAAUAUUAUUCCGACAACAAGUUUGCAAGAACUUAAGUGGAAGCUGCAACUGCAAAUAGAGGUUUUUUUAUCUCUGUAAAUUGACAUAUUUAUAUUGAAUUUACUUCAUAAAUGCAAUUCUUAACUUUUUUUUAUUAAAAAUUAGGCAUAUCUAUUCAAAAACUUUAUUUUGCUUGAAAAUAAAAUUAUUAUAAUUUUUUACGUAUUAAAUAGUAGCGUUUAAUAAUGAUCGUUAAUAAAAUCAGUUCGAAGAAAAGUUCUUAUAACAAGUUGUCGCGAGGUUGUAUUAUAUUCUUCCAUCAAUGUUAUUAAAAUGCGUUUGUAAUAUUUCUUAUAUCGAAAGAAAAGUGAAAUUUGUUAUAUGCUGAGAAAAAAAAUAAACAUUUUUUAUAUAAAUAAUAUUUUUUAUUGAAUAGUUUAAUGUCAUUAAACACACUCUUUUCAUUGCAGAAACGUUCAUACUUUUCUUCAUGAAUACCUUAUACAUAAUACAUCUUUAUAUACAUAUGAUACAUAGAUGUUGAAUAUAAUAUAUUGGGUAAUUUCUUUCAAACUCAUUAUGAUACAGCUACGUUUUCAACCAUAUUAAUAUUUUUUGAAAUUUCCAUAAAAUAUGGUAAUAUUUUACAUCUUUUUUUCUUUUAUUUUGUUUGUUAAAUUUGGGUUUAACGUAUGUAUAUACAGGUUUCGACAAUUGUUUUAUUUUGAAUUGAUCGAAUUACCCGUAAACUUAUAUCUCAGAUUUUUUA